Messenger RNA from Coregonus clupeaformis (lake whitefish), 423 nucleotides. Its product is annotated as RNA guanine-N7 methyltransferase activating subunit-like. The transcript is spliced from 2 exons. Bases 1 to 423 code for a protein of 140 amino acids. Gene Ontology annotation, molecular function: RNA binding. Gene Ontology annotation, biological process: RNA 5'-cap (guanine-N7)-methylation. The record is from RefSeq and is a predicted model, not a curated record. NCBI's taxonomy places the organism in Eukaryota, Metazoa, Chordata, Actinopteri, Salmoniformes, Salmonidae.
AUGGCAGAUGGUCCAGAAACGCCGCCUAACUAUGAGGAGCAGUUUGCCCACCGGUUUUCUCUCGAGGACCCAGAGUACCAGCAGUACGUGUGUCGCCCCGCCAACCCCCCGCCGCUGGUAGAGGACUGGAGGGGGCGUGGAGGUGGACACAACCAGGGCAGAGACAACAGAUACCAGGACCGUGGCGGGUACAGGGGCCGAGGCUGGGGAGGAAGGGGAGGGGACAGGGGUUGGGGUGGGGACAGGGGUUGGGGGGGAGACAGGGACAGGGACCGGGGGGGGGACAGGGACCGGGGGGGAGACAGGGACCGGGGGGGAGACAGGGACAGGCGUUAUGGCCAGGGUGGUGGUGGUGGUGGUGGGCAUCAGUCUGGACGAUACAACUCCUACAACCAGAGACCAUCACAUCAGGACCACUACUGA